Penicillium pulvis is the source of this 1266-nucleotide messenger RNA. RefSeq lists its product as uncharacterized. The record is from RefSeq and is a predicted model, not a curated record. Gene Ontology annotation, molecular function: FAD binding. The transcript has a single exon. Lineage: Eukaryota; Fungi; Ascomycota; Eurotiomycetes; Eurotiales; Aspergillaceae. Bases 1 to 1266 code for a protein of 421 amino acids.
AUGCCUUUGCUGAAAGUUUUGAUCUGCGGAGGGGGAAUAGCAGGAAACGCCGUCGCAUUUUGGCUUUCCAAGCUUGGCCACCAGGUCACAGUCAUCGAGCGUUACCAUGAGCUCCGCGCAACAGGCCUACAGAUCGACCUCCGGGGACACGGCAUUGCGGUCUUACAAAAGAUGGGCUUGGAGGAAAAUUUUAGAGCUCAUUCCAUCAAAGAAGAGGGGCUGGGCGUUGUCGAUUCCCGGGGAAGACAAUGGGCCUAUUUUCCUGCAAACCACUCCGGCCAAGGCCUGCAAAGCUUCAGCACCGAUUUUGAAAUCAUGCGGGGAGACUUAUGCCGAUUGCUUCAUGAUGCCACCGAAGGCCGCGUCAAAUACAUCUUCGAAACCUCUAUUCAAAGCAUCACCGAACAACUCCAUUCUGUAGAGGUGGCAUUCUCAAACGGUCAGAGUGAUUGCUUUGACUUGGUUGUUGGUGCUGAUGGACAGCGGUCACGCACACGCGGGUUGAUAAUGGGCCCUGGAGAGGAAGAUCCUUUCCAUUCCUUGGGAAUGUAUGGUGGAUACUUUACCAUCCCCAGAGAUAUGCAAGAAAAUGAGGCAUAUGCGGCGACUGCCUACAUCGCACCAGGGAGUCGGUUCCUUAUGAUGCGCAGACAUGACCCUUGGAGAAUCCAGGCAUAUAUGUUCUGCAAGCUCGACCCCAAACGCAUCGAGUUCAGCAGGGGCAGCCCCGGUUGCGGAAAAAACGCAUUGAAAGAUAUCUUCACAGGCGCUGGCUGGGAAAGUGAAAACAUUCUUCGAGCACUCGAUGUUGCUGACGAUUUCUACGGGGACGAAAGUGGCUUCAUCAAGAUGAGCUACUGGUCACGCGGACGUGUUGUUCUAGUCGGCGACGCAGCAUACGGAUCAUCCGGCAUGACAGGUAUGGGAACAACAUCUGCUCUCGUUGGUUCCUAUGUACUUGCUGGUGAGAUUAGCGAAGCAUUUGACCAGUCUUCUGAAGAGGUAUCGGGGGGAAAGAUCCACGCUGCAUUCGAGUCCUAUGAAGCCAAGUUUCGACCGUUUAUGAAUCAAGUCCAGGGAGGGCUGUCAGACAAUGAUUGGACUGGUUGGGAUUGGCUUUUAUCCAAGUCCCUUACCAUCACCAUCUGCUAUUUUGUCUUGGCGGUAACAUCCUACCUGAGACUUGAUGUAAUUGCUCAGUGGUUUCUUCGCGAAGAUAUCAAGAACUGGGACCUUCCUGUGUACCCAAAUAUGCCUGUUGCGUGA